CAAAGAUUGUGUAGUUCAUUAGACUAGUGUCAUUGCGGUACAGAACGAAGUUGUUACUCAAAGACGUGAGGUCUAAGUCAAGGAUUACAUAAUAAUGUCUCUUCCAUAUACACAUCUUCCAUUUUAUGCAGAAGGUACAGUUGUUUCUGGUUUUGGACGAGGUAGCAAAGAACUCGGAAUUCCAACAGGUAUUUUGUAGUAUUGCGUUUGAUGUCGUUGAAUAAGAAAGUUAUAAAAAAAAUGUGUAUGGAAUUUUUUUUAAACUCUUAAACUUAAAGUUAAACUUAAAUUGUUGAAAUAUUCUAUAACUUAAUGUAAAUUAAAUAUUAUUUAUUAUUAGUAGCCAACUUAACUAACCACUAAAUAGUCUAAAUACUAUAUUAAGGCUAACAACAGUAACACUAACAGUCACACAGUACUCAAAUUAUGACAGUCUUUAAAAUAAAAUUAUUAAAUUAACUACCAACUACUCAUUAGUUUGUAAUUAAUAAUGCCAUGUCCUGUAAUGUAGGCCUACAUUUACAUGUAUUACAAGUAGACGUCACUCCUACUCUAACCUACUCUAACUCUAGUUUUAGUACUCUAAGUCUAUUCUUAAACUUGUCUUAAUAUUUACAGUAUUUAGGCUUAGGCUUAGGCCUUUAUGAACCACCAAGACUAAGACUAAAUCUAAACCUAUAUUAAUAAUUACUAUCACUAAUCUCUAAGACAAAUAAGAUGAUCUGAUUAUCAGAUUCAAGUAUAAAUAUACAGAAUCUGAAUUUUCACUUCUUUUUAUAAUGAUUAGUGACUGGAGUUUUAUUUUGCAAACCGUACAGUUAAUAAUUUAAAAAAUUGUCUUUAUAUAUAUAUAUAUAUAUAUAUAUAUAUAUAUUCAUUUUAUUCUUGUCAGGACUCAUUCCAUGAGUGUAGAUUGUUUAUUGAUUAAUUAAUCUGUUCUAAAUAUAAAUUUAAAAAAUUGUCUUUAUAUAUAUAUAUAUAUAUAUAUAUAUAUAUAUAUUCAUUUUAUUCUUGUCAGGACUCAUUCCAUGAGUGUAGAUUGUUUAUUGAUUAAUUAAUCUGUUCUAAAUAUUUUCAUGGGGCAGAAAAAAAUUAUUUUCCAAUUAUCAUAGAAAACUGUCAUGAGCUUUUUAAGGUACGCAAACUAGGGUGGUGAAACAUUUUUAUAAAUUAAAUUUGACCUUGAUUUAUAUUUUCCAAAAUUGUCACUGUGUAGUUAACAUACAUUUGAUAUUUCUGGUUUGAAAGUAAUUAGGCGAUUUUAAGGAUUCCCUGAAUUCAAUAAUUUUGCUUUUUUUUCGUACAAUAGCAAAUUUUCCUGAGGAUGUGGUUAAAAAAUUGCCUGAGAAUUUCAAGUGUGGCGUCUACUAUGGCCUGGCAAAAAUUAGCAGCAAUGAGAAUGUAUUUAAAAUGACAAUGAGUGUUGGAUGGAACCCUUAUUAUCAUAACACUGUGAAAACUAUGGUAAUAUAUAUACAUAUAUUUGCUUAGAAUUGUCAAUUUCUGCUUUUUGAAAAAGUAUGAACUUAGGAUUAUUUCCCAGAGAUGGGAGAAGAACCUGAGCAUCCAUAAUGUAGUUAAGUUUGAGACCACUUUAAAAAUGUCCCCUGCUUCUAAAGCCUGGAAAAAAUGCUUUGAUCAACUGUGACUGUUUAUUACACCUAUGUUAAGAUAGUUUGUUUCAGAAUCUCUCUGCUUUCAACAAUUUUUCAAAAAUUUCACAAGGUUCUCCUUCUCUAAGAGAGCAGAAGUUCAGUGAACGGCUUAGCCUCUUAGGACAUUUUAAUAUUUUAAAGUUAGAACUUUAUGAAGUAUAACUUGAAGGUGAAGUAAGAAUAAACACAGCAACCUACUCUGGUGUAAAAAUAAAUGCAGCUUCCUGAAAUACAUCAAACAUUUUUUUUAAAAUGUAUGUGUAAAUUGUGCAACAGCUGGUAUGUUAAGUUAGGUAGAGUAUGAUUCUGAUGAUUUUAAGUCAUUGCUUUUUCUGGCCAUAUUGUCUUUUCCAAAAUUUGAUAUAAAAAUAAAAAAGAUGGUGCCCAAAAAAAACCAUAACAACUUUGCAUUUUUUAUUUACUUGCUGAGCAAAUAUACUUGGGAAAAAAAUCCAUUUUUGAAGGUAAAAUAUUUUGUUAAAUUUCUUUUUUCCAGGAAACUCAUAUCAUGCAUGAAUUUGAAUCAGAUUUCUAUGGUGACCACUUGAAAAUUAUAGUUCUUGGAUACAUCAGGGACAUGCUGAACUUUAAAUCAUUGGGUAUGACAUUUAACCUAUUUUGUUCUAUUAAAAAAAUGUUUAUUGUAUUUUUAAGAAUCUGACAUCAACUGACAUCACACUUUAUGUCUAGACUGAAAUUAUAUAAUUCCCAUGAAGUAAUAACAAAAAAUCAAACAAUUCAAAACAAAAAAAAGAUUUCUAAAUAAAAUGCAAUCGUAAUUUAUCGCUGUAACUCUCUAAAACUCAUACUUCAGGUUUUCCAAAUUUUAAAGGGCGACACUUAAAACCUAAUCACUUUUGACAUGCACUUAUUUGAAAAUUGAUGAAUCAGGUGAUAGAAAAUGUUCUUUCCACCAUCGCAAUUUUAAAAAUAUUAUUUUCGGGACACUGGGAAGCCCUAAAUAUUAAUAGAUUUACAAAAACAACAACAAACGCAACUUUUCAAAUAAAUCAGACUAGCAUAUUUAGAGAGUUUUUGCGCUUAUGAAUAGUUCAUUGCUAUUCAGUUAUUUAGCUAUAGCUUUAUUUUAUUUAAAUUCUUGAAAAUUAUAUUUUAACAUUCUCAAUUUAAUAAUCUGGUUACCAUUUUAUGCAAUAAAACACAGGUACUUGUUAUAUAUGAAAUGUUCAUAUUUUUUCUGUGUACCAAUUUUAGCUUUAUCAUGAAGCUAAAUUUUUUUUCUUUAUUAUUGUUUGAACACCCGAAUCCCAAAAAGUGUUUUGAAAUCGUACAUUUUUUUUUUUUGGUCUGAAAUAAAGUACCUGGAGGACAUCAAAAGAUCUAGACAUAGAAUUUAAAUAUUUUUGGAUCACAAUUUUCCACUGUCAUCCUAGUCAUAUUAUUUUAUUUAAAAAGUAAACAUUCUUGGCCGAAUCACAUAACUGCUAAAUUUAUUAACCUUGAUUUUGAUUUUAAAAUAUUUUCUUUUUCUAUUAAAGUAGUGUUAUUAGAAAGGGAUUUAUUGGCAAACUUAAGAAGACAUUUUUAGCUCAUUGUCAUAUCUCUAAGAUAAAUAUUAAGGCCAGUUUUCUUUGAUUUAACUAUUUAUUGGGUGGAAAAGGGGUGUGUAUGACAGGAGUCCAUUUGAUUAGGCCAUAACCGCACCCCCCCCCACACCUUUGUGAUACAUUGUAGAUCAAACCAUCCAAAUGGACAUAGUUAUUUACAGCUUGUGGCUGCCAUUUUACCUUUGUAAAUCAUUAAAUAACUAUAGCAAAAUCUAUAAAACCUCAAACAUCAUUACUCUACGUGGAUUUAUUCGUGAAACAAAUCUUUGGAAUUCAUUGAAAUAUAUUCUUAUUAAUCCCAAGUCAGGGCUUUGUAAUGUACUCUCAUGAACUUUUCCCUCUGGUCAAAUUUUGUCACCAUGUAUUAUAGAAUGGAAUGGGUUGAUGCUAAUUAUAGCCCAGAUUAAAAAAUAAAUACAAAUAAAUUAACACCAGGACAGAGCCACACCUGAUAUGAUAAUGUACAAAUAGAUCUCUAUCAAGUCAGCAUUAUUGAUCCAGUUGUCCCACCUCUCUUGAACACAUUGCACUAACAUCUGUGACACUUAUGUUUAUGUAUGUGUUCUUUUUCCGUUUCUGCUGAUGUAAGGGACAUUAAAUAAAAUAGAACCUGUAAUAACUAUGAGGGACAACUGGGGAAAAUUGUUUCCCUGGACACAGCUGUACUGUUUUUUUAAUGCGCUGUUGUUUAAAUUGGAAGUUAAUCUCCAUUUUCCGAAUCAAAAUAUUGUGACACAUGUUGACAAAAUUUUGAUAUAUUAAUUUUUUUAGAUCUUUAGUGUUCUGCAAACCAGAACAUUUUAGCGAUUUAAUUUACUUCCCAAAACAACUGUGUACAAAUAUACAACCUCUGCCCAUAUGAAGUUAAUAGAGAGUUAGUAAAAAAUGGUUGUGGGGUAAUUAGUGUAAUAUUAAUACCACCAGUAUAAAUGGCUAAGAUCAAUAGCAAAGCUUGUGUCCCAUUAAGGAAGGAACUAUUUCACUUAAUCAAGCAUUGUUAAAAUUUAGUCUUAUGUCUGCUUUAAGUUUUUUAUUGUUUUAUUUUUAAAUAGUUUUUAAAUUGUUUUUGUAAUGUUGGCUUGAUUGUGGGGAAAAAACGUUCAAAAUUAAAUUAACAUAAUCCAUUGGCUCAUUUCACCACAACCCAUCCAAAAUUUUGUUAAAUAGCAAAUUUUAAAUAAUUCGAUGAGUUAGUCAAAAUUAAUAUAAAAAAAUAUUUUUUUAAAAAAUGUGUAGUCAUUGAGAUACUCAUAAUCAAAGGAAAUGAAUUAAUUGUUAUUUUAAACUUUUAAUUUAUGCCCCACCUACAUUAUGACAUUAUUUCACCAAGAAUCAUUACUUUGUGUAAGGUACCUGCCCUGAUUUUCAUGCAUGACAAUCACACUUAAUUAAUAAACAAACCUGCCUGUAUGCACAGCAAGACACAUAACUAACUCUGCAGGAAUUCUCAAAUUUUACGUAUACUUUAUGCAAAGAACUUAACCCGAGAAAAUACUCAAGAGAAUCAUACCCAAAGUUUUUUCAUUACUCAAAGUUUUCAAUACCAAUACAUUUUUUUGGGUACUAAUCAUGAUAAAUAGUGAGGAAUUUAUUGCCUACAGCCAGCAGGGCUGAACUUAAAGCUUUUAUAUGCAAGCAUUAUUUUUUUAACUUCUUUUUUCUUUCUUCAAAUAUGUUUAGUUAUGGGUAUAUCAAAAUAUAUUUUCGAUUUGCUGAAAGUCUCUUGCGACAGGUACCGCACCAAACUUCAGCUCUGUGGCAUUCCAUGAAUCAGAGAAGUCAAGCAGUAAAAUAUAGUUACCCACAAAAUAAACACGUUCAUAAAAUAUUGAUAAAAAUUUAAUUGAAACAUACUUUUAAAAAAUUUCAUUCGAAUUAUGUAUAUUAUAAUUUGGUUUCAUUUAUAUUCAAAAUUAAAAUAUCACUUUAGCUAAGCUUUACGUUCUCAUGCUACCCUAGCUACAUUCGAUUAUGAUUUUUAAAAUAUUUUUUUAUCUCAACAUUAAUGACAGUGAUUACAAUUUCAGAGGAUCUGAUUAAAGCUAUCCAGGCUGACAUAUCAGAGUCCAAUACAAAGUUGGAUGAGUCAGAACUUCUCAAGUAUAGGGAAGAUCCAUUUUUCUUCACAUCCCCGGUUGUCCUCCCUGAAGCAGACUGGGGUUCGUCCAGAAUGGUAUCAAAUUCCAACAAUGCGGUUGAUUCUUGUGAAGGACACUGCUGUCCAAUUGAUUCUAAUCAUGUGAUACCCACCUCAGAUGGUGAGCUGACGGGCCAUCAUCACCACAGCCACCAGGUCGAUCUGGCAAAGACUACCUCAAACGGACUGGUUAAUGGAACCCAUGAAAGCUGUGACGAUAAGGAGGUAUUUAUAUCAAACUUGAAGGUAAAAAAUUCUGCUUGCUGUGAACAGAAGUUGAACAGCGGAUCUGACCAGGAUCUUGUUGUGACCAACUGGAACAAUGUAGGACUCAGUAACUGUAGUUAUAAUAAUUCAACGCCGUGAAUUCAUCUUUAUAACUUAUUUAUUUUCAAUUUGACAUUGAGAUUAUAAUGUCAGUGGUUCUCAAAUAUUUAUAAUUAUUUUUGUUAAAUUAAAUUUUUGAGAAAGAAAAAUCUCAAUGCAUUAAUGUUCCAAAGAUUUUUGAAUUAAGGUUUGGAAAUUUUUUGCUUUGAAUAUUAUGAGUCAUGCGGAGUCAUUUUGAUUUUGAAAUCUAGUUAUAAAUCCAAUUAAUAGUUUUAUAUCCCUCAAAAAUAUAAGUAUCAUCAAAAAUAUUUUUAUUUAAAUGGCUCUUUGUGUAGUUUUUCUAAAGUUUUUUCUCUAAAUUUAUGAACAAGAUGUUUUUCUUUUGUCUACCCAGAACAAGGCGGCGUUUGAAUUUAGACAUUGUUGGAUAUUAUGAAAUAUUUUCAAGUUUGAAAAAGUGAUACACAUAUAUUAGGCAAAUGAGAUUUCUUAAUGUAACUUAUUUUUAAAAUAUGGACACAAUUGUGAUUUAUCAAGAUAGAGAAACACUGAAAAAAAACCCUGAUAAGUUAUGACACAUUAGUUACACUGGAAAAAAAAAAUCCACGGCCUUCUCACCAUCUGUUAAAGAAUUCAGUUUAAAGAUGAGGGUUGGGUCGAGGGAGUGGGGGGUGAUAUUUUCACAACAGAUAUUUUUUUUUUGGUGAAACAUCACAGCUUUGGAUUGAUAACUAUUUCAAUUUUAAAUGAAAUUUGAGUGAUAAAGAUGGCUUUACCUAAACAGAAACGCCCCUAGUCAUUAUGUAGACUUACUGUCAGUGACAUCCGUAAGGGAUUAGAGAAAUCUUUUUAAAUGAGCUUUUAACGAGUCUCGACUUGCUCACCGAUAUAUACCCAAUCAGUAAUAAGUAUCAAGUAUUAUCUUUUAAAGAGUUUUAUUUUUUUUUCUCCUGAAGGACACUAUUAUUUUUCAUAUUUGAAUCAAAAACAUCAAAUCAGUGUCUGAGAAUAACAAAUCAAAAUGGCUGCUUUUUAAUCUAAAAAUGAGGAAAAGAUAUAAAAAUGUGCUGUAUUAUUUAAAAACAAAUGUUUAAAUCCUACAAAUUUAUAGUAGUUUAUUAAACGGUUGUAAAUGAUCUCAAAUUUUGAAAAUAUUUUUUUUUUAAAAUGUCCUUGUCGAACGCUGAAGGUUAAAGUAAUCUUGCAUGUGAACGUAUGUUGACUCAUUUUAAAAUGAUUUCUUUGCUAAGUUUUUCUCAUAUUAGCCAUUCCGAGAUCUUGAUUAAAUGAAAAAAAAAAAAAUCUCAUUUUCUGUUAUAGUUAUUAAAUUUUGAGCUAUCUCAGAUCUAGUGUGUUACUUCAUUACUAAAACUUCAUGUCAGUAGCUUGGCAGCAGUCAUCUCAUGUUAUUAUUUUAAUAAUUGCAGAUCUUUCAUCAUAAUUUUGUGUUGAGAACUCUACCCAUGUCAGCAGAUGUAUUUUUUUUCAAAUGAAGAAAUUAUUUUGCUAGAGAAGAGUAUUAUUAUUAUAUAAAAUAUGUGAUGGAAAGUUAUGAAAAGGAUUUGAGCAUUUUGAAAGCAUUCAAAAUAAAUUUCCAUGUAAACAAUUUUUAUGAAAUAACUUACCAUUUGCUUACAGGAGAAUUCUACUUCCUUUUUGUUAGCAGUAUACACCUGUGAUGUUUAUAAAGAAGUAUGUUUAUUUUUUUUAAAGACGCUCUGUGAAUAUGGUGAUAAUAAUUGUUUAUGAAGUAAAUAUCUAAAAAAAAAAAAAAAUAAUCUUUCUUUAUUUUUGUCUUUACAUUUAGUGCUUGAACAAUGUACUGAUAGUACGAUGGCAUAGAAGUUUUUUUUUAACUUGCACAUGUUGUUAAGCAGAAAGUUGUUAGUUGAUCAAAGGGACCACCAGCUUUUAUAGAUGUAUAGGAUUGUUUAAUUGCUUGACAGAUUCUAGUCUUAAAUAGCCGGCAUCCAUAGCUUACUUGCUGUACGCAACAUAAAUAAAUAAUUGUUCAUAUUCACUCCUCCCUGUUGCAUUGCAUACAUAUUUGGA
This is a messenger RNA of Lymnaea stagnalis (great pond snail), 7739 nucleotides long. NCBI's taxonomy places the organism in Eukaryota, Metazoa, Mollusca, Gastropoda, Lymnaeidae. The record is from the annotation of a GenBank genome assembly.